This is a messenger RNA of Lathyrus sativus (Indian pea), 318 nucleotides long. The record is from the annotation of a GenBank genome assembly. Lineage: Eukaryota; Viridiplantae; Streptophyta; Magnoliopsida; Fabales; Fabaceae.
AUGUUUGCUUAUGGCCAUCAAAUGGAACAUGCUUAUUCCACAAGGAGUCUCUCUGCUGCUUCUGAGAUGGGGAGCAGUUUUAUGUUAGAAUUGGGAUUCUAUAUCACAUCAUUUUCUACAACAAUCUUCAUUGCUGGAUUUGCAGCUCUUGGACUUUUAUUAAUCACUCUGUUGGUUUCAAUGGCAAUGAUGCUACAAUCUUGUCAAAAUAAUAGUGCUGGAAUUCUAGAGCUUAGAAAUGUAAACGAUGACUAUAGUUAUUGCAAAGUUCAUUCUCUGCAUGCUAAGUUCAAUCAUUUGGAAGAACAUAAUCGUUAA